Messenger RNA from Neltuma alba, 1175 nucleotides. RefSeq lists its product as uncharacterized. Lineage: Eukaryota; Viridiplantae; Streptophyta; Magnoliopsida; Fabales; Fabaceae. Bases 1 to 714 code for a protein of 237 amino acids. The record is from RefSeq and is a predicted model, not a curated record. The transcript has 4 exons.
AUGGUAGGUACCGUUUCUGGCAAGGAGGUCCAUAAUAAAUGGAGUGACAAGAAAAUGGAAGGAAGAGAGGGUUUCAACACUAUCGAGUGCCUCAGAGCAAGAUUGCUUGCAGAGAGACACGCCUCCAAGCUGGCCAGUGACGAAGCUGAAUCUCUAGGCCUCAAGUUGAUUGAGCUGGAAAAUAAAUUAAGACAAGAGAUUAAAUUCAGAGAGAGAGCCGAGAGAAGGCUCAAAUUUUUGCUGAAGAAGCUUAAGUCUAGCAACAUUUCAUCCACAUCAGGGGAAUCUGAGCAAUCUUAUUCAUCAGAGAAAUGUGAAAGUUCGUUUACAACAAACAGUUCAGCUUCCACUGACGCAGAAGAGAACGAAACAAAGCCUCAUUCAAGAGAUUCGCCUAUCUCCGGGGGUUCUAUGCACCAAAUUUCUAAAGACUCCAUUCAAGCCCAUAAUGGUCCUCCCGUUUCAAAAGAUUGUGAUUGCCCUCAAGAUCUGCGCGAGAAUCCAAGUCCAAACUCUGAAAAUUUCAACGACAGCGAAAACAGGGUUUCGUUUUCAAGCUCCAAAUCAUCAACAGGAGUUUCCACUGCUCGGGACACUAAUAUUUACAGUUCACACACAAGUCCAAGCAGCCCAAGCUCCCCUGAAGACCCAAGUCACAGUCCAAAUCUGAGCUCUGAUAACGACAAGAACGAUGAAAUCAGACGCGGAAUUUGACGAAACAGUGCUUUAUCUCAUGAUUUCACUUGUUUUCAACGUUGAGAAUUUCGGAUUUCUGGGGGUAACCUCAAAGACCAUCAAUGAGGAUGAUAGAAUAGUGUGAUUGAAGCUUGUGGCUGCAUACGGAGGGAAGCUAGCUUCUGGGCUCAGUGGGAAGUGGAAGGCAAGUGAGAAAUAGUGGUAAUAGUAUUCUAAAUAAUGUGCAUGUUUUAUUAUAGAAAUUAGAACGCGAGAGAUGAGAUUAGGGAAGGUGAGGCAAAUGAGAUCACAAGAGCAGCGUGGCAAAGUUGGUGAGAAUGAUCAGAGAAAGCAUGUGAGUGUGAGGAUUUUAAGUUUCUGGUCGUAAAUGAAUUCUUGAGUUGGUGGAUAUGGUCACUUGACUCUUGUUCUUUAUUGGUUCAAGACUAGGCGGGUAGGUUGAGAUCAAAAGGCUUAAUAAGUUCACGAAAUUAAUUGCC